Messenger RNA from Galendromus occidentalis (western predatory mite), 845 nucleotides. RefSeq lists its product as uncharacterized. Lineage: Eukaryota; Metazoa; Arthropoda; Arachnida; Mesostigmata; Phytoseiidae. The transcript has 4 exons. The record is from RefSeq and is a predicted model, not a curated record. The coding region runs from base 39 to 845 and encodes 268 amino acids.
AUUCGUUUUAAUGCAUUGAUGCUGCCAAUGUGACCAGAAUGAGGCUCUGGACGAUCGCCCUGGCGAUCGAGAGUUUCGCUGCGUCCACGGGUCAAGUGUUCUAUGAUGCGCUACCUCCAGGAUCUAUCCCUGGCAUGGGGUCGCCCGGCUACCCGUUCUACCAAGCGCAAGCCCCUUUCCAUCCGAACGCGAAGUUCUACGGUGGAUCCCAGAUACCCGUGUCCUAUUAUCAGAACUUGUUGGCAAGCCUCAAAAAUUAUCAAUCGCCAUCGCCUGCAAAGCUGUACACCUCGCCUUUACCGCAAAACGCGAAUUCAGUCAUCGACCAGGAGAGGACACCACGCAAACCUACGGUGGGCCCUUCGAAGCCUCCGGGGAAACCCGACGUCGUCGUCGUCCAAGAAAGCCUUCCGGAUGCAGCUGCUCUUCAGGCGACGCUUCAACUGCCCCUGGAGCGACAAGAGGAACUCCACAUCCUCACUGCAUCUAGCGAUGAUCGGGAACGAGAGUCGCAGGAAAUUGCGGUGCAGCCCGCAGACGUCGAGAAUUCAGCAAGCGGCGUCAGGGUCGUGAAGUUCGACGAUGUGCGGCACACCUGCAGAGCAGUGAAAGUUUGUGUGCCACAGGUCGCAAGGAAAUCUCGGCCCGGCAAGCCGCAAGUUCCGCAUGCAUCUGCCAUGAAUCAAAGCGGGCCUUCUGGAAUGAAACCAAUUUACCUUUCAGCGACGGAAGCUCCCUUCAGAAUCUUCCAGUUGGCCGAUCCAAAGAAAAGAAUUGUAUUUCAGCCGACCAAGGCUGAGGAACCAACAACGGCUGCGAAUUUCGACGAUGAGCUUUGGAGAUGA